CGGGUUGUUCUUGGGGUACAUGGGCGGCAAUCGUUUUCAGCUCAAUUGAAUCUUCAAUUAGGGCUUAGAAAACUCAAGAUUAUACUAGAAUAGUUGAGAAAAAUGAUAAUUACGUUCAUGGGCAUCUUGUAAUUUGGUAGUUGUUAUUUUUCUUCGUUGCGCGUGAGUAUCAAGUUACCACUGAUGCAAGUUGUCUGGUCAAAUCUAAUGCUUUUUCAUCCAGAAGUUUAAUCACAUGGCCACGCUUCAAAUGUCAGAAUCUUUUGCAAUUUCAAGCAAGAAAUAGAUCCCAGUUCAUAGAUGCUACUUGGAAGCUCAUCAACACCAGUUGCUCAAGCCCCUUUUUCUCAGAGAGUCGUAAUAGAUUACAUACAAAUGAUAUCGCAUAACCAAAAUCUCACUUCUUCAUGUUGUGCAUAGUUUGAGUUCAUUCUUGCAAAUUGCAAUUCAUCUCCAGAGUCUUCAUCGAAUUCUCGGUUACCUGAUUUUAGUCCAAAACUCAAUAGCCUUCGACAGAAUUUUUUUCGAGGAGCUCUGUUUGAUAGUAAUUUGGAAGAAAUAGCUUCAACCUUGUUAGACAUUAAAGAACUUUGGAGCUCAAAAACUGUGGUUAACAAAUCUUUGCAUAGGCAAUACAAGUCAUGUUGCACACAGAACGGUCCUUUUCUAUAUAUAAUAGGGAGGAUGAGUUUGAAGAAGCGAGGGAAAAUGGAGAUUCAGGUGACGGGAAAUUGGAGAGGGGAGCGAUAAUUGGAGAAAGUAUUGAGGAUGAAUUUAGUUUUGGAAAGAACGUAAUGUGCAAGAUUGAGGAAGGCGAUAAUGAACAAGAUGUAGAAGAAAGAAAGAGAAAUUUGAGUCGAAUCAAAGAUCUGAAAAUUGAUGUCGAAGGUGAGUCUGCGAGUCAUGUAAUUUAUCGUGAUACAGGGGCCGGGAUUGAAGGUAUCGGUACUGAUGGGGUUAUUCAACCAUCAAAUUAUAAUGAUGGUGAUUAUCCUGAGAAUUACUACGAGAGGAUGACUAGGGAAGAUCCUUCCAACUCUUUGUUUCUGAGGAACUAUGCUCAAGUUCUGCAGUUGAAGGGUGAUUUUUUGGGAGCUGAGGAAUACUAUUCCCGUGCUAUACUAAAAGAUCCUGAAGACAGUCAAACGCUUCUGCAGUAUGCGAAAUUGAUGUGGGAGCUCUAUCAUGACCAAGAUAUAGCCUCGACUUAUUUUGAAAGGGCGGCCCAGGCUGCUCCUGAAGAUAGCAAUGUUCUUGCUGCAUAUGCUAGUUUCCUUUGGGAUAUAGAUGACAGUGAGGAUGAAGACCGCGCACCUAAUGAACCGAUUCAGAUUGAAGAAAGCACCAUGCCGAUUGACCUUCAGAGAACACACUUCGAAGAAGAUAAUAUACCAGCUAGCCCUCCUUUACAUCUAGCAAUGGGACUGGGAAUUGAUGUACCUAGUUUCCAUGAUGGCACUGGUACUGAUGUUGAGGAAUAUUACCGCAGGAUGGUUGACGAAAAUCCACGUAAUAAUUUAUUUCUCAGGAAUUAUGCUCAGUUCUUACAUCAGUCGAAGGGAGAUCUCAUAGGAGCUGAAGAGUUCUACUCACGUGCAAUACUGGCGGAUCCUAUUGACAGCGAGUCAAUUUCGCAGUAUGCUAACUUGGUGUGGCAGCUUCACCAUGACAAAGAUCGUGCUGUCACCUACUUUGAGCGAGCAGUCCAGGCGACUCCAGAAGAUAGCAAUGUUCUUGCGGCAUAUGCUAAAUUUCUUUGGGAAACAGGGGAUGACGGUAUAGAAGAUGUUGCAUAAGAAGCUCAUAGUCACUUGCCACUCAUAGGAGCGACAACUGGAGCAAUUCCUCAGAAACGAUGACUAGUAACUAAUUGCCUGUCAAUUUUUCUUAGCUUCCCGUUGUCGAUUUAAAAUAUAUUGUUUAUCCAUGUAGAGAUACAACAGAAGAAGGGGAAGAUUGUGUCUAUCAGCAGUUCAGCACUAGAGUAAUUUCUGAAAAUAAAAGUGAGAGUUCCCUACUCUCUAUCGCUUGGAAACGUCGAAAUUCAAAUCACUUUUAUUUGUUAGAGUGGUUUUAUGAAGGUGCUGUUGAACACGAAAUUUAAAUAAGUAUCUGUUUUGGACGGACUCUA
This is a messenger RNA of Olea europaea var. sylvestris, 2131 nucleotides long. RefSeq lists its product as uncharacterized. Gene Ontology annotation, biological process: RNA processing. NCBI's taxonomy places the organism in Eukaryota, Viridiplantae, Streptophyta, Magnoliopsida, Lamiales, Oleaceae. The coding region runs from base 642 to 1796 and encodes 384 amino acids. The record is from RefSeq and is a predicted model, not a curated record. Gene Ontology annotation, molecular function: protein binding. The transcript has 7 exons.